CAAAAAUGGAUUCCUAUCCUGACGUUGUCGAACAUGAAUCCAGUGCAAAAAGAAUAAAACUAGAUUUAGGCGACUCUAAUAUAGGUGAAUUGUGCAACAGAAGAGGUUUUCCCUGUUUUUCCACAUCAAUUCCGGGCGCGAUGGACAUCUCAGAAGGUAUAUCCGCAGACUGCGAUUCUGGUUAUGAAGCAUCGACACUCGAAUCGCUACCCACACCCUCACAUCACCCUUCACCACACACCGAGCAUGGCGACACCCGCGAAAGCCUGUCGGUGUCCGAUUCGCUUCAACAAACACCAACUUACACUGGCGACCAGCUCGACACGUCGCAAGACAGUCUGGAGAUAGACGACGACAACGCAUCCACCGUGAGCCACCUGAGUGAUCUCAGUGGAUUGUCUGAGUUGUCCGGUCAGGAUUGGAAGCCCAUGGCGGGUAGUAUGAUAUGGAUCCAAAAACAAAUGGCACACGGUGUCAAUCCACGUAUGAUACUGUCAGAUUUGGGUGUCGAACUAGAUCAGAUUCCUCAGUACGUUGACGAAGUCACAUUGUGGAAACUAAUCAUAAACAUGUUGGCGGAACCACCCAGACGAAACAAGCUGCGGCAUGUUAACACAUUGGACGACGUUGUGCGACUGCUGCGUGGCGCACAGAAAAUUAUAGUUUUGACGGGUGCAGGCGUGUCGGUGUCAUGUGGUAUUCCCGACUUCAGGUCUAGGGACGGCAUCUACUCCAGAUUAGCGAUCGACUUUCCCAAUCUUCCAGACCCCCAGGCCAUGUUCGACAUUAGCUACUUUAGCCAGGAUCCCCGACCGUUCUAUAAAUUCGCCAGAGAUAUCUAUCCGGGAAAGUUUCAACCUAGUCCGUGCCACAGAUUCAUAAAGCUGCUCGAAAAGCACAAGAAGCUUUUGAGGAACUACACACAGAACAUCGACACUUUGGAAAAGGAGGCGAACAUUGAACGGGUGAUCGAGUGUCACGGAUCUUUUGCGACUGCGACUUGCACCAAAUGUGGACACAAAGUAACAGCAAAUAACAUUCGCGAAACAGUUCUUGCACAGAAAAUACCAUUAUGCGAGGUGUGUCAUGCAGGCGAAGAGUCGUCAGUGUCCACGGAUGAUCUCGGAGAAGAGCGCGAUUAUCGUGGUCUCGUCGCCUCCGGCAUCAUGAAACCCGACAUAGUGUUCUUCGGCGAGGGACUGCCUGAUACCUUUCACGAAGCUAUGUCGGCUGAUAAAACAGAAUGCGAUCUUCUGUUGGUGAUCGGAAGCUCGCUUAAAGUACGACCUGUUGCUCUUAUACCCAGCUCGUUGCCGGCCCACAUACCUCAGAUUUUGAUCAACCGAGAACCACUGCAUCAUUGUCGUUUCGAUGUUGAACUCCUGGGAGAUUGUGACGUCAUCAUUAAUCACUUGUGUCAAUUAUUAGGUAAUAGUUGGGAAGAAGGUAUAUACUCAACAGAUGUACUCAAAGAAUCUCCCCUAUUGCCAGUUCCGAAUCCAUUAAGACCUUACGAAAACAGAACAGAAACCGAGCCAAAUUAUACAGUAGAUAUGCCAGAAACAGAAAAAGAAUUCUCAUGCGAAUGCAAUAGUAGUACAAAUGCCAGUUCCUUCAAUAUUGAAAAAAAUGUAGAUGUUAGCUGCUCAUGUAGUCACGCUCAAAUGUCAAUUAGUCAGGACGACUUUGACGAUCUAAAGCAAACGAAAGAACGUCACAUGUCAAUAGAUUCGGCAAGGGAUUCGGGAAUUGGGGACAAUUCGAAUUUCACAGAUCUGGAGACGAAAUACGAUGAUACCUCCGACGACAACAAGGACGAGAGUGAUGUCGAACCCAAAGUGUACCCCACAUCUAAAACGGAAAGUAACGGUGAGAGUUCGAAUACUGAGCUGCGUGGUCUUUGGCAACCGAAAAUCAAGAAAAGUCUGGCUGAUCGACUACCGCCAAACUCUUAUCACAUAAUACCACCGAGCCGGUACAUAUUUCCUGGGGCAGAGGUUUUCUACGAUCCAGACGAUGGAUGUCCCCAAAAAACUGAGUCGUCGACGUCGUCGUCGGACUCUGAUUCUGACAGUGAAGAUAUAAAUAUUUAAAUUAAUGUUGGUAUUUUCAAAUACAUAUUCUAUAAUGAUGUAUAUAGACGACUCUUUAAGGUUGCAUUAAUGCACAGAUUUGAUUAUAUUAAUCAAAUUGCUGUGUCGUUUGGUUUAUUACUUAAUUUAUUAUACUUAGGCACAACAUUGAUAAAAUUCUUUUUUAUGUGCUUUAUGUAAUAUUACAGUUACAUAACUUCAUGCAUGUAUUUUUUUGAAUUAAGGUUCAGUAAAGCCCUAAUUUGUUGUUAUUUAUUAAAUAUUUAUUAGACAUAAGUUGUUGAUUAAGUCUUUAUACCGAAAAUAUUCGCUUUUAGAAUUUCCAAAUUAAAUUUAAUAACAACUUUAAAUCGCAAAUUAUUGUAUUAGUUAUAGUAUCUGUAUGUAUGUGUGAGAAGUAGUUGUCCAUCCAAGUAACAUCGAAAUUGAUUGACAUAUUGGACUACAAUGUUUUGUAUUAACUGUGCAAUACACGGAAAUAUCUUAUAUAAUUACGGAAAAUUACUUCUUCGUUUUCCUGAAUUUUAAUUUGAGGAGAAUUGUAAAACACACAGCAAUCAUACCUACAAAAUAUUUUUCCUAUUUAAAAUAUAUGGGGUUAAUCUAAUUGUCACAUCUUAAUCUUUCAAGUCUUACUCUUAUAUCAAUUAUAUUUUAAUAUAAUUAUGUCGUUUUUUAAUUAUUGCUUUACAAUUUGUGUUUUAGCAAAAUUAGACAAAGAAAAUCGUUUUAUAGAUGUGAUUCUCAAUUUGGGUUAUCUCGUAUUAUGCAGAAGUAUAUGUAAAAAUAAGGGACACACUAUAAUAAUUUCAAUAUUGGUUUAUUUUUAAACAUGUAUGUUUUUAUGUAUACUUUUUAAUAUGUAUCUAGUUUUGUAUAUUUUUUAUUGUUGUUAUAUAUGUAAGAUAAUAUCAGGGUCUUUUUUUACGUUAAGAUAUUUUCAGUUUAGAGCGGUAAAUUAUGGAAAAGUAUUGAUCUCUGAAAAUCUGUAAAUUGUAGACAAUUAUCCUCUUGGAUAUUUGUUUGCAAUAAAUAUAAUUGGAUUGUUUAGUAAAACGACUGAUUAUUGUAACUAAGUUUAUUGUUUAAUUUGUAUGUCCAGUGACAGUUUCUUAUAAAUUAACUCUUUAAUAUUACGUGAGAAUACAGUAUAAAAUAUAGAACAAUUUUUGAUAAUCAUUAAUACAUAGAAUAUAUGAAAAAUGUAAAUAUUAGAAUAGAUAUAACUUCUUGCAUGUCACAAAAUUUUGUACAACAUUUAAUUUUCUAUUAUGUGGUUAAAUGUUCCUCAACAAUAGUUUUUGAUCGCAAGUGUGUCUAAAAACAAUAACGAUUUAUUUGUGACAUGAUCUAUAAACAAAAGUAGAGUUUACAUUAGAAAUAUAUUUUAUUUCAUCGAUAAAAGUAUUUUUGUAAUAGUAGAACAUUUUUUGUUUAACUUGGAUUUCAUUGUGUAAUAAAACUGUGUAUAUAUAAUAUAAUACCAUUAAAAAAUGUAAAAUAAUUGAGUUAGUUUAUGGUUGUGCACAACAUGUAUUAUGUAUAGCAUUAUGUUGGUUAUUUUAUUAUUUUGAUAGAAAUAAUAAAGUAAGCGACAUCCAAAUAUUUUGUUAAAGUCUUCUUUGUAAUAAAACUUCUAAUUUGAUUUUUCUGAUUCAAAUUAUGACUGUGUCCUACGUAUCGCACGAAAAAAGUCGUGUUGAUAUCUGUUUGUAAUUAUAUUGUUUAUGGUAGUAUAUAAGGUCAUUAUUUUUGUACAAGUAUUUAUUUAGUCCUAUUCAUAGUUUCAUUUGAAACAUUCAAUUUGAUAUUACAUCAUGAUACCUCCGAAAUUAAUUAAUUUUAUAAGAAAAUAUUUUCUAUUUAAUUUAUAUAAAUGUAUAUAUUUACAUAUUAUAAUUGGUACUAAAAGCAAUAAAUUGUUUCUUCUAA
This is a messenger RNA of Aethina tumida (small hive beetle), 4025 nucleotides long. It is a transcript of the gene Sirt1, whose product is annotated as NAD-dependent protein deacetylase sirtuin-1. The transcript is spliced from 5 exons. Gene Ontology annotation, molecular function: NAD+ binding. Bases 6 to 2093 code for a protein of 695 amino acids. The record is from RefSeq and is a predicted model, not a curated record. NCBI's taxonomy places the organism in Eukaryota, Metazoa, Arthropoda, Insecta, Coleoptera, Nitidulidae.